Molecule: messenger RNA, 1113 nt
Organism: Penicillium riverlandense
Lineage: Eukaryota; Fungi; Ascomycota; Eurotiomycetes; Eurotiales; Aspergillaceae
Product: phosphatase PAP2 family protein
Exons: 2
Coding region: 1-1113 (370 amino acids)
Biological process (GO): phospholipid metabolic process
Molecular function (GO): phosphatidate phosphatase activity
Source: RefSeq, a predicted model, not a curated record
AUGGCAAAUGAACCGAGUCACUUUGAGCCUGCUUUAAUUUCUGGCGGGAAAUCCCCCUUACGCUUGGCUUUUUCUUACGUGCUUGACUGGAUUAUUAUUAUUAUCGUCGCUGGUGUUGGUGGUUACUUAUACAAGAUUACCGGGUACAACCAUGCAUUUUCUCUCGAUGAUCCGUCAAUAUCCUAUCCACUCGUCGCGAACACCGUUUCCAUCACUAUCGUCGGCAUAGUCGCUUGCGCCGUACCCGCUGUUGUCAUCUUCAUCCUUUGUCUCCUGAUUCCUUCGUCUACCAUUCAAAUAUCAAGCCAGGGUGAGGGCGACACAAGGAGCUUGUGGCACCGUCGACUCUGGGAAUGGCAUGCGGGUUGGCUAGGCCUUGGCUUCAGUCUGGCAGGAGCGUUUCUGGUCACUUCUGGUCUGAAGGACGUAGUGGGAAAACCUCGUCCUGACUUUCUUGCUCGAUGCGAUCCUGACCUCUCCAACAUCGCCGCCUACGUGGUUAGCGGUCUUGGGUUAAAUAAGACAUCGGCGCCCAUCCUGGUCAACACUGGCAUUUGCCGGAACAUGGAUAUCAGUGUUGUGAAAGAUGGGUUUGCCGCCUUUCCCUCUGGACACUCAUCAUUUUCUUGGGCAGGAUUGCUUUACUUGUCUCUCUGGCUUAGCGCAAAGUUCGCGCUCACGUUUCCUGGUCCGUUUCGCCUCUCUCCCUCGAGAAGACAGGGGGAUGGCAACGUCAACAUGGUUUCACCAUUCCGGUCCUUGGCAGCAGCUCCACCACUUUACCUCCUUUUACUUGUUCUCGCCCCAGUAGCUGUGGCUCUCUUCAUCUGUGCCACUCGUUAUGCUGACUAUAUGCAUGCUGGUUGGGACAUAAUCGGUGGUAGUCUUAUCGGCAUUGCUUUCGCCUGGGCUGGGUUCCGAUGGUACCACGUUUCGCCUCGUGGUGCAGAAUCCUGCGGCUACGCUGGAUGGGCUUGGGCACCGCGGCCAACAUGGGGAGCCUUUGGGGUGCCAUUUGGGAGCCCGGGUUUUGGGAGAAACGAGGAUUCCAUGAGGGAGGUGCGGACAACCACAAGUGGCUAUGAGGAUCUGGAGCUUGGGCCAAUACAAUAG